GACUCUCACCGGAUCCGCCAAUGUCCCUCGAUAGACGUUGCCGAACUGCCCUCCACCGAUCAAUUCUUUCAAUGUAACAUGCUCCCUCUUUAUCCUUGCGUCAUUAUUAACUGAAAACUUACUGGUUGAUUCUUUACAACAGCAACAGUCACAAAAAUUUUCAUGCAAAUGCAUACCUCCGUAAGACGAAUUCUGUGGUCUGUGGGCGACGGCAACUCGCAAAUCGGCACUCUCACACCGUUCCAAGCCUUUCUUCUUGAAAACCGAGCUCCCCUGAUUGUACAUGAUUUGAUAACCGUCGAUAAGAUGUGCUAA
Molecule: messenger RNA, 315 nt
Organism: Haemonchus placei
Lineage: Eukaryota; Metazoa; Nematoda; Chromadorea; Rhabditida; Trichostrongylidae
Source: the annotation of a GenBank genome assembly